GUGACUGUCCAUGCCCAUGCCUCAUUUCCUCGGCUGUAGAGUACCCUCACAAAUCACAAUACAAUCUAGCCGAGAUUCUCUCGCCUAGCUGCCACAUGCUUUCUUUCUUUCUUUCUUUCUUUCUUCCUGCUGGAGCCUGAAGAUCAGACAAGCAGAUGCUAUAGCUGCUCGAUCACUGUUUCCCCCUUCUAUCCCAGGUCCAGUCGCAUGCAUGUCCAAGUAGGAACGUGGAAAGAGCAUGAUAAUAAAUUAAAAAAAAAAAGCAGAGAUCUUGAUUUCCUCCUUCCUGUCCCUCAAACUCAACCAAAAAAAAAGGAAGAGAAAAGGAAAGAGAGAUAGAAAGAAUAUUCCUCCCUUUGGUGGAUGUCGAUCGAUCGAUCGGUCAGAAAAGGCAAGGGAUGAACUAGCUAGUGUCUUCUGCCGAAUAACCACAGGUUUCUUUCCCCUCCCGCCCUUUGGAAGAAGGUCGCGGAGGCAAAGGAUCGCGAGAGGAUUGGUUGCCGGCCGAGGAGAUGUUCUUCCCUUGUGUACGAGAGGAUUCCUUGUCCACAUUUGAUAGCAGAGCAGCACUGCAAUGAUCGCGCACGUCCCUGUCCGGAGAGUCCAGACCAGCCCUAUCGCCGCCGGAGCCGCACGCAGCCACAGGAAGCUGAUGGCCGCGCCGAAAAGCAGUCCAAUCAGCCAGCCAUUCAAUUCAAUACAAGUGGCCUGAAUCGAAAACAGGACAGGCGCGCACCUCUGGAGACUGGACUCAUCCGUUCGGGUCGUCAUGAAAAGCCAGUCCACGCCACUGCCACAAACUCCGACGCCGACGGCGGCCCCAGGAGGAGGAGGAGGAGGACAUGAGCAGCCCGUGGCUCCGGGCGGCCGGCUCGCCGCGCUCCUGCCAAGGGGGACGAUGGCGAGGCGGCGAGCCGCGCUGGCGGCGCUGCUAGUGCUGCUGCUGCUGGCGGCGUGCACGGCGGCGGCGGCCGCCGUGACCGUGUCGCGGAAGCAGCGGCAGCGGCACCACCCCGGCGGGGCGUCGGCGUCGGCGGCGCGGUCCUGCGACCCCUUCGCGGCGGCAGGCGCGUGGGUGGAGGACGGGUCGUACCCGCUCUACGACUCGGCGCGCUGCCCCUUCAUCCGCGACGAGUUCGCGUGCGCGCGCUUCGGCCGCCCCGACACGGCGUACCUCCGGUACCGGUGGCGGCUGGACGCGCCGUGCGCGCAGCCCGCCUUCGACGGGGCCGCGCUGCUCCGGAUGUGGCGCGGCAAGACGGCCAUGUUCGUCGGCGACUCGCUGGCGCUCAACCAGUACGAGUCGCUGCUCUGCAUGCUCCACGCCGCCGCGGGCCCCGCCGCGCGGACCACCCUGUCGCCGCCGUCCGGGAAGAUCGACCCCUCCUCCACCGUCCGCUUCGAGGACUACAACGUGACCGUCGUGUACUACCUGACGCACUACCUGGUGGACCUCGUGACGGAGCCGCACACCGGCCGGCGCGUCCUCAAGCUGGACGCCAUCGACCAGGCCCGCGACUGGCUCGCCGCCGACGUGCUCGUCUUCGACUCCUGGCACUGGUGGCCGCGCACCGGCGCCACGCAGCCCUGGGACUACAUCCAGGUGGGCGACACGGUGGUGAAGGACAUGGACCGCACGCAGGCCUUCGCCAAGGCGCUGCACACCUGGGCCAGGUGGGUCGACGCCAACCUUGUCCAGACCGACACCAAGGUCUUCUUCCAGGGGAUCUCGCCUUCCCACUACAGGGGCCAGGACUGGGGCGCGUCGCCGAAGAAGACGUGCAUGGGGGAGACGCGGCCGCUCAACGCCACGGGGCCCUACCCGGGCGGCCCGAUCCCGCAGCAGGCGAUCCUGCGCGGCGUGCUGGCGGCCAUGGCCAAGCCCGUCUACCUGCUCGACUUCACCUACCUCUCGCAGCUGCGCAAGGACGCGCACCCCACCAAGUACGACGGCGGCAUCUUCGGCGGCGACUGCACGCACUGGUGCGUCGCCGGCCUCCCCGACACCUGGAACGUCCUCUUCUACGCCGCGCUCACCGCCGGGCAGGGGCACAACUGAUGGAUGAGUACUACGUUUUUUCUUUCUUUCCUUUUUCUUUUUACCGACACGCAGUGUUACGUAGCUCAAUAAGUAAAGGAAAAGAAAAAGAUAGCAGAUUGAUUUCGUAUAGUUACGAGGGGGCCUUCAAAAGAUUUUUCAACCUAAAUGAGUUGAUAGAAGAAUAUCAAAAGAGAAUAUUGUAAUUCAUUCCCGAAUUCAGUUGGCAUUUUUCCUGGGGGUGCUGGCAUUUAAUUUCCUGAAUUCAAUUGCAAAUUUAUCCAGUUUUCUUGGAUGGCUCAUUUUCGUUCAAACGAAGGAUUUAUAUUUUGUAUGAAAAAAUAAAGUUCUUUUUA
Messenger RNA from Zea mays, 2394 nucleotides. NCBI's taxonomy places the organism in Eukaryota, Viridiplantae, Streptophyta, Magnoliopsida, Poales, Poaceae. The record is from RefSeq and is a predicted model, not a curated record.